Messenger RNA from Diorhabda carinulata, 786 nucleotides. RefSeq names its product translation initiation factor IF-3 (gene mIF3). NCBI's taxonomy places the organism in Eukaryota, Metazoa, Arthropoda, Insecta, Coleoptera, Chrysomelidae. The transcript has 2 exons. Gene Ontology annotation, biological process: mitochondrial translational initiation; ribosome disassembly. The coding region runs from base 20 to 685 and encodes 221 amino acids. The record is from RefSeq and is a predicted model, not a curated record. Gene Ontology annotation, cellular component: mitochondrion. Gene Ontology annotation, molecular function: ribosome binding; translation initiation factor activity.
UAAAUGUCAAAUUUAUAAUAUGUCGGUACGUUAUUUAUCAAAAACAUUUAAAUUGAUAACUACUAGUUUAACUAGAGGAACUUUUACGACAAACGUAGGGGCUCGGAAUGUUUCUAAUAUUAUAAAUAAUUUUGAUAAAAAUGACGGUUUGGGUGCGGAAGAAAAACCAAAAAAAAAGAAAACAGCUAUCAUACCCAAAAUAACUUUAAUCCAAGACCAACAGUUAUCAGUUACUACUCUCGAAGAAGCCCAAAGAUUAUCAAAACGAAGAAAUCUCAAGUUGGUAAAAAUAAUCGAUCUUGAUACAAAAACUCAGAGGCCCAUAUAUAAAUUGAUGACAGGUAGCGAGUACCACGCUGAAGAUUUAAAACAACGUGCGAUUAAAAAAGAAGAAAAACAAAAUGCCGUGAAAGCAGAAAAAGUGUUGAUAAUAAACCAUAAUAUCUACGAACACGAUUUACAAGUUCACCUUAAAAAGAUAAAUAAAUGGAUCGAUAAACUUCACGAGGUUCGUGUAGUUAUCAACGGGGAUAGUAACAACAUGGAGAAAGCUGAAUCAGUUUAUGCUAAUAUCGAAAAAGCUCUGAGUACAGGAAAUUCUAGGAUUUUACAGAAAAGAACGAAAGGUUCGGAUAUUAAGUUUCAAAUAUUACCUCCUAAGAAAAACAAAGACGACAAUUUAUGACUAAAUAAAGUUACUGUUGCUGGUAUAUUGAGUUUUAUAAUUAUUAUCAAAUAUUAUUUGUAUUAUAAAUAUUUUAGAAAUAAAAAAAAAAUGUAAUUCUA